Sturnus vulgaris (Common starling) is the source of this 1312-nucleotide messenger RNA. RefSeq names its product TSR3 ribosome maturation factor (gene TSR3). The record is from RefSeq and is a predicted model, not a curated record. Gene Ontology annotation, molecular function: rRNA small subunit aminocarboxypropyltransferase activity. Lineage: Eukaryota; Metazoa; Chordata; Aves; Passeriformes; Sturnidae. Gene Ontology annotation, biological process: maturation of SSU-rRNA.
CGGGGCCUCCGCCGAGCGCGGCCAUGGAGCGCGGCCGGCGCGGGGGCCGGCGCGGGACUCGCAGCCUCGAGACUUUCGCGGCGGAAGCGGAGGCCGCGCUGAAAGCUUGCCUGGAGGGCGAGAGGGCCGCGGAUGGGGGCGCUCGGGAGGCCAAGUUCCCCUGCCCCCUUGCCAUGUGGGAGCUCGGACACUGUGAUCCCAAGAAAUGCACGGGGAGAAAACUAGCCCGGAAAGGUUUGCUGCGAACCCUGCGCCUCCGCCAGAGAUUCCCGGGCGUCGUCCUGAGUCCGCUGGCCACGGAGUACGUCUCUCCCGCUGACAGGGGUGUCAUUGCUCACAGUGGAAUUGCAGUCAUAGAUUGCUCAUGGGCCAAAUUAGAAGAAACUCCCUUUAAGAGAAUGAGGGGGAGUCAUCUGCGGUUGCUGCCUUACUUGGUGGCUGCAAAUCCUGUAAACUAUGGUCGGCCAUGCAAGCUGUCCUGCGUGGAAGCUUUUGCUGCAGCGUUUUGCAUUGUUGGAUUCCCAGAUCUAGCCACCAUUCUUCUAAGGAAAUUUAAAUGGGGUAAGGCAUUUAUUGACCUGAACAAAAAUCUCUUGGAAAAAUACGCAGCCUGUCAUUGCCAGGACGACGUGCAAAGCAUUGAGAAGGACUUUUUAGCCUGUGUCCCAGAAAAAAAAGACGAAGAAGUAGAUCCAUUUGAUGUUGACUUAGAAAAAGAAUUUUCUAAUCCCAACAGGCCAGUCAAUUCUUCAGGUCUAGCACAAAGGAAGGAAGACUCUGAGGAGGACAGCGUGAGCAGUCCAGAUGAUGCCACUGAAAGCAGUGAAAGCACUGAUGAGAGCAGUCCAGAAGAAAUAAAAAUCCCAAAUAAUCCCGAAGAGUCAUAACAUCUUCUAUAAAGAAAUUUUCUUGAGAAUACUUGAGUGUCUUAUUGACCUUGUAACUUGGUGCUUAACAAACCUUAGUCUCUGUUCAGGUCUUUUAAUGCAUGAAGGCUCUAGGUAUUUAAUUUUUAGGUAAGUAUGGAAUGUUGAAUUAUUUUGAAAGAGGUUGAAGCUUAGCUACAAGUUAAAAAAUAACCCUGUCUUCUAACCAACGUAUCUGGAAAGUGGUUUAUAGGGGAUUAUUUUUAACUAAUAGUGUAUCAGGUAAACUUUCUUCUGGUCUGUAUUUCAGCAGGAAAACGUGACUUAGCUAUUGCACUGUUCAUGGUACCUACCACACAAGGGGUCUUGACUUUUUGCAGGCUUGACCCUGCCAUAUGUAUUCCAACUACUUCAUCUACUUAGAAUAAACUGAGCUAAGCUUGAAA